Messenger RNA from Gastrolobium bilobum, 3396 nucleotides. RefSeq names its product triacylglycerol lipase SDP1. Gene Ontology annotation, biological process: lipid metabolic process. The record is from RefSeq and is a predicted model, not a curated record. Lineage: Eukaryota; Viridiplantae; Streptophyta; Magnoliopsida; Fabales; Fabaceae. Gene Ontology annotation, molecular function: triacylglycerol lipase activity. The transcript has 3 exons. The coding region runs from base 731 to 3283 and encodes 850 amino acids.
GGUCUGUUCUCUGCUUGCAGAAAUUGUUUUUUUUUUUUUUUAAUUUUUAUUUUAUUUUGCCCCCUUUUAAUCGAAUGUGUGAUUUCUGGGCUUGAUUCAAAACCAUCGCUUUUCCAAGUCUUUCAGAGGUCUACACAUCAGGUUUGGAGUUAAAACAAUACAAAAAAAAGCAGAGGAUUUUCAGCACUUAUUAUGUACUUUCAGUUUUUAUUUCUUCAAAUAAAAUGUACAGUUUUGAUGCAUAAUCUAUUUGUUUACCCAGUGUGUGCGCUUAAGUUCUUUUGAUUUCAUUUUUGUUGGGAACUUUUGUUGAUUUUCUCUUUGACAGGGUCCUUGUUUUCUCCAUUAUUCAUUCAUUUAUACACUAGCUUUGGGGUUAAACAUAGGAUACCUCCAAAAGAUUAAUCAUUGUGUGAGAUUCCAGUGUAUAUCAAUAACUGUAUAUGCUUUUCUUUAGUCUACCAGAAACACCCAAUUGCCAAAAGCCUUGCCUUUCAGAUUGUACUCUUUGAUAUUAUCAUAAAAAAUCCAGCUUUUCCUUAUUGAACUCUUAUAGAUUGCUUGGUCCCUCCAGAGUUUUGACUUGUGAGAAGAGUAAAAGAGGGCUCCAUCCUUAUAAGCAGCCUUGUCCUUGUACUUUUUUAUGCAAAGAAGCUAUUUUUUGAAUUCGAAUCUGUGAUCUUGCAAUCACAAAGAAUAGUAUUGUGUACUUUUAGCUUUUGGUCAAGAGAUGGAUCAUAUAAGCAAUGAGGCUCGUGUUGACCAUUUUCGAAUUGGCCCUUCAGGCAUUCUUGGCCGAGCAAUUGCUUUCAGGAUUCUUUUCUGCAAGUCUAUCUCCCAUUUGAGGCAUCAGAUAAUUUUUGUGUUGUUGGAUAAUUUCCAUAGGUUUAAGGGAUUUUGGGCACCCAGUAUAUCAUGGUUGCAUCCAAGAAACCCUCAGGGGAUAUUAGCAAUGAUGACAAUAAUUGCUUUCUUGCUGAAACGGUACACAAAUGUGAAGGUAAGGGCUGAGAUGGCAUAUAGGAGGAAAUUUUGGAGAAAUAUGAUGAGAUCUGCAUUGACCUAUGAGGAGUGGGCUCAUGCAGCUAGGAUGCUUGAUAAAGAGACACCAAAGAUGAAUGAAUCAGACCUUUAUGAUGUAGAGUUGGUGAGAAACAAGCUUCAAGAGCUUCGCCAUCGACGGCAAGAGGGAUCUCUUAGAGAUAUAAUAUUUUGUAUGCGAGCUGAUCUUGUUAGAAAUCUAGGUAAUAUGUGUAACCCUCAGCUUCACAAAGGUAGGCUUCAUAUGCCUAGACUAAUCAAGGAGUAUAUUGAUGAGGUAUCAACUCAGUUGAGAAUGGUGUGUGAUUCUGAUUCAGAGGAGCUUGCAUUGGAAGAAAAGCUUGCUUUCAUGCAUGAAACUAGACAUGCAUUUGGGAGGACUGCUUUGCUAUUAAGUGGAGGUGCUUCCCUCGGAGCUUUUCAUGUGGGUGUAGUUAAAACACUGGUAGGACAUAAACUUAUGCCUAGGAUAAUUGCUGGUUCAAGUGUAGGAUCCAUCAUGUGCUCUGUUGUUGCCACUAGGUCUUGGCCUGAGCUUCAAAGCUUUUUUGAGGAUUCAUUGCACUCAUUGCAGUUUUUUGAUCAAAUGGGUGGGAUUUAUAAUGUUGUGAAGAGGGUCACAACAUUUGGUGCAGUUCACGAGAUUAGACAGUUGCAAAUUAUGCUGAGGCAUCUAACAAGCAAUCUUACAUUUCAAGAAGCUUAUGACAUGACAGGUCGAAUUCUUGGGAUUACAGUUUGCUCCCCGAGAAAACAUGAACCACCUAGAUGUCUUAACUACUUAACAUCACCACAUGUUGUUAUAUGGAGUGCAGUCACUGCUUCUUGUGCCUUUCCUGGCCUUUUUGAGGCUCAGGAAUUGAUGGCAAAGGAUAGAAGUGGAGAGAUUGUCCCUUACCAUCCACCAUUUAAUUUGGGUCCUGAAGAGGGUUCCACACCGGUGCGACGUUGGAGGGAUGGUAGCUUGGAGAUUGAUUUACCUAUGAUGCAGUUGAAAGAGCUGUUCAAUGUCAAUCAUUUUAUUGUUAGUCAGGCCAAUCCUCAUAUUGCACCAUUAUUGAGAUUGAAAGAAUUUGUACGAGCUUACGGAGGUAAUUUUGCUGCCAAGCUUGCUCAUCUAGCAGAGAUGGAGGUGAAACAUAGAUGUAAUCAAGUACUGGAACUUGGCUUUCCAUUAGGUGGACUUGCCAAGCUGUUUGCUCAAGACUGGGAGGGUGAUGUGACAGUUGUUAUGCCUGCAACACUUGCUCAGUACUCCAAAAUUAUACAGAACCCUUCUUAUGUAGAGCUUCAAAAGGCAGCUAACCAAGGGAGAAGAUGCACGUGGGAGAAGCUUUCAGCCAUAAAAGCGAAUUGUGGAAUUGAGCUUGCUCUUGAUGAGUGUGUUGCAAUUCUCAAUCACAUGAGAAGACUCAAAAGAAGUGCUGAGAGAGCUGCCGCUGCUUCUCAUGGUCUGUCCAGUACUUCUCAUGGUUUGUCCAAUACUGUCAAAUUCAGUGCAUCAAGAAGAAUUCCGUCUUGGAAUGUCAUUGCGCGAGAGAAUUCUACUGGCUCCCUUGAAGAUUGCCUUCUUACAGAUGCUGCUUCCUCAUUGCUUCAAGGUGUCAAUGCUUCGAACAGCGCCACUGGUAAAAACUGGAAGUCCCACCGCGACAUACAUGAUGCAAGUGACAGUGAAUCUGAAAGUGCUGACUUGAAUUCUUGGACCAGAUCUGGUGGGCCUUUGAUGAGAACUACUUCAGCAAAUUUGUUCAUUGACUUUGUCCAAAACUUAGAAGUUAAUACUGAACUAAAUAGAGGCAUGGUGGCUCAUGCUAACCCUCAUGAUUUUCAGUACCACAGUUCAAGGCUCAUGACACCCGAUAGGAGCUCCGAGAGCACAGAAUCUGAUCAGAAAGAAAAUGGCAACAGGAUUGUCAUGAAUGGAUCUAGCAUAAUGGUAACUGAAGGUGAUCUUUUACAGCCUGAACGGAUCCAUAAUGGAAUUGUUUUUAAUGUUGUGAAGAAAGAAGACUUGUCACCUUCAAAUAGGAGUCAUGAUUUUGAUAGUUAUAACAAUGAACAUGCUGAAGAUGUCCAAAUUGACUUUCCAGGGAAGGAGAUGGAUGCUGCCAGCUCAGCUUCCGAAAAUGGAGACGACGAUUCGUCAACCGCCAAGUCUCUAACUGAAACUUCAAAUUAUAAUACCACAGAUCAUUCCGGCACAGAUUUGGGUAAGGAUCAAAGCAUUGUUGACAGUUAGCCCCAAAGGUGAAAAUAUUUUUUCUUGUAGUGACUUUUAUCCUUUGGUGCUAUUGUUGUCCAGAUUGUUAAUAGUAUGAAAUUUGGUCUUGCCAAUACUCUGUAUUCAUUUUC